Nomascus leucogenys (northern white-cheeked gibbon) is the source of this 2469-nucleotide messenger RNA. RefSeq names its product zinc finger protein 730. Gene Ontology annotation, molecular function: RNA polymerase II cis-regulatory region sequence-specific DNA binding; DNA-binding transcription factor activity, RNA polymerase II-specific. Lineage: Eukaryota; Metazoa; Chordata; Mammalia; Primates; Hylobatidae. Gene Ontology annotation, biological process: regulation of DNA-templated transcription. The record is from RefSeq and is a predicted model, not a curated record.
AUGGAUCCACCCGACCCCAGAAAUGAUCCCCGAUACGCGGCUCUGCAUAGACCACGACAGAGUCCAGUCAAAGACAACCCGUGGGUGUGGGUGUUUGGAGAUGCAUCUCAGCGGGAGAAAGAACGACCAGGACUCGGAACCGCCCAAUCAGGCGCGCAGUUGGAGAGGAGGGCGUGGCUUCCGGAAUUUGGCGGGGUCUUUGUCUCUCGCUCCCGCCAGAGGUUGGCAUCUGUCUCCACUGUUCCGCGUCCUCUACCUCGGAACCCCGACCCCCGCCUGGCGACUUUGUCACAGCCUCUGUUGCCCUGUGAUCUGCAGGUCCUGGGAGACGCACAGCUAAGACGCCAAGGCAUGCUGGAAGCUGGGAAGUGGUGCGUAUGCGGGGUUGGGCAUCCCGAGAGGGGAGAGCGGGCUGUGAAACCUGCAGGACCGGCCUCCCCACAGUCCGCUCCCGGGUCCGCCGACCUCAGUCCUCUCUGGCGCUGCUCCGCCCCAGGCCUCUCUGGCCGCAAGAUGGCGGCUGAGCCCGCAGCCGGAACCCCCAGCGUCUCGCCUCAUCCCUGCUGGGCGCCCUGUCUGGACCUCCUUGGGCAGCUCUGCGCACGCAGCCCCGAGUAUUUCCCAGAGUGUUUAGGGAUGCCAGGCACGCAGCUACAGCAAACAGGGCGUCUUCCGAGAUUUGGCGCGGCCUUUUGUCUUUCGCUGCCGCCGAAGCUCCAGGUCUCGUCUAUCUGCUUUGUGUCCUCUGCUCCUAGAAGCCCAGCCUGUGUGGCCCUGCGACCUGUGGGUAUUGGGAGAGCCACAGCUAAGACGCCAGGGCCCCCUGGAAGCCUAGAAAUGGGAGCAUUGACAUUUAGAGAUGUGGCCAUAGAAUUCUCUCUGGAGGAGUGGCAAUGUCUGGACACUGAACAACAGAAUUUAUAUAGAAAUGUGAUGUUAGAUAACUACAGAAACCUGGUCUUCCUGGGUAUUGCUGUCUCAAAGCCAGACCUGAUCACCUGUCUGGAGCAAGAAAAAGAGCCUUGGAAUGUGAAGACACAUGAUAUGGUAGCCGAACCCCCAGUUAUAUGUUCUCAUAUUGCCCAAGACCUUUGGCCAGAGCAAGGCAUAAAAGAUUAUUUCCAAGAAAUCAUACUGAGACAAUAUAAAAAAUGUAGACAUGAGAAUUUACUGUUAAGAAAAGGCUGUAAAAGUGUGGAUGAGUUUAAGAUGCACAAAAAAGGUUAUAAUAGACAUAACCAGUCUAUUACAACUACCCACAGCAAAAUAUUUCAGUGUGACAAAUAUGUGAAAGUCUUUCAUAAAUUUUCAGAUUCAAACAGACAUAAGAUAAGACAUCCUUCAAAGAAACCUUUCAAAUGUAAAGAAUGUGGAAAAUUAUUUUGCAUUCUUUCACACUUAGCUCAACAUAAAAAAAUUCAUACUGGAGAGAAACCCUACAAAUGUGAAAAAUGUGGCAAAGCCUUUAAUGAGUCCUCAAACUGUACUACACAUAAAAGAAUUACUGAGAAAAAACCUUACAAAUGUAAAGAAUGUGGCAAAGCCUUUAACUGGUUUUCACAUUUUACUACACAUAAGAGAAUUCAUACUGGAGAAAAACCCUACCAAUGUGAGAAAUGUGGCAAAUCUUUCAACCAAUCCACAAACCUUACUACACAUAAAAGAAUUCAUACUGGAGAGAAACCGUAUAAAUGUGAAGAAUGUGGCAAAUCCUUUAACCAGUCCUCAAACCUUACUGAACAUAAGAAAAUUCAUACUAAAGAGCAACCAUACAAAUGUGAAAAAUGUGGCAAAGCUUUUAAGUGGUCCUCAACCCUUACUAAACAUAAAAGAAUUCAUACUGGAGAAAAACCCUACAAAUGUGAAGAAUGUGGCAAAGCUUUUAACCGAUCCUCAACCCUUAAUAGACACAAGAUAACUCAUACUGGAGAGAAACCCUACAAAUAUAAAGAAUGUGGUAAAACUUUUAACCAAUCCUCAACUCUUACUACACAUAAGAUAAUUCGUACUGUAGAGAAAUUUUACAAAUGUGAAGAAUGUGGCAAAGGCUUUAGCCGGAUCUCACACCUUACUACACAUAAGAGAAUUCAUACUGGAGAGAAACCCUACAAAUGUGAAGAAUGUGGCAAAGCUUUCAACCAGUCCUCAACCCUUACUACACAUAAAAGAAUUCAUACUGGAGAGAAACCCUAUUAAUGUGAAGAAUGUGGCAAAGCUUUUAACCGGUCCUCAACCCUCACUACACAUAGGAUAAUUCAUUCUGGGGAAAAAAUCUACAAAUAGAAACCCUACAAAUGUGAAGAAUGUGGCAAAGCUUUUAACCAGUCCUCAAAUCUUACUAAACAUAAGAUAAUUCAUACUGGAGAAAAACCUACAAAUAAACUCUACAAUCCUGAAAGUUGUAACAAUGCUUUUGACAACACCUCAAACUUUUCCAAACAUCAAAGAAAUACUGGUGAGAAAUUUUAG